AUGAGUAACCUGUCUGGAGCUUCGACUGGAUCUUCAAGUGCUCGUUCAAGAGGGAGAGUGUUUGGUGUUCCAAAAACUUGUCAUUGUGGAGAACAAGUGAUGGAAUUGAUUUCAAAUCAAACAACAAUCCGUAUAGGCGCUACUUUCCUUGCCAAUGAUAAUCACACAUUCAAGUGGGUUGAUGAAGCUCAUUUAGAUGAGAUAGAAGCACUGAAAUCAAAAACAGCAAGACUUGAGGAGAAGCUGGAAGCGGUUACAAGUGAGAGGAUGAAUGAGUUUGAGAAGAAGUUAUUUGAGAGAGUGGAAGAGGCAUUGGCCGAAUCAUCAUCCAUGACAAAGAAAAUGGUGAUUGUUGUUGUCAUUUCGUGUGUGGUCAUGGUUGGGUUUAGUAAGCUCUAUUAG
Molecule: messenger RNA, 402 nt
Organism: Microthlaspi erraticum
Lineage: Eukaryota; Viridiplantae; Streptophyta; Magnoliopsida; Brassicales; Brassicaceae
Source: the annotation of a GenBank genome assembly